AUGUGGAAUCCUAGAGUCGGAGUCUUAUCUUCCUCUGGAUUCUGAAGCUUUCCUCUGUGCUGCCUGCUCAACAACUGACCAUCAUGAAGUUUUUGGUGUUCCUGGCACUGGUGGCAGUUUCCACCUUCCUGGUUUCUGGCCAGGAUACAGGAACAAUUCCUGCUAGUUCUUCUCCGGCCACAGAGUCCACUACGGCUGCGACAUCCACUGCUGCUCCCACCACAUCCACUGCGGCUGCGACAUCCACGGCUGCUGCCACAUCCACUGCUGCUCCCACCACAUCCACUGCGGCUGCAACGUCCACUGCUGCUCCCACCACAUCCACUGCGGCUGCCACAACCACCACUGCUGCCAAGACCACCAUGUCCUACGAAGACUGCCUCUUUUAUUUUCGUUUUACCCCAUGGCUUCGGAUCAUUUACUGCUAAAAGUUAUCACUGAGAUGGAAUCAGCUUCAGCCUUCUAUAUUGAUCUUACUGGAUUCGGCCAGAAUGUCCCUUGAUUUGUUUCACUGCUGCUAGUUUCCAGCCCUAUCGUAUCUCUCUUAUCUCUAAUCAGUUUCUAUUCAUUCAAAUAAAAUGAUGAGUGACAUCAAAAA
Messenger RNA from Cervus elaphus (red deer), 598 nucleotides. It is a transcript of the gene MUCL1, whose product is annotated as mucin like 1. Bases 84 to 428 code for a protein of 114 amino acids. The record is from RefSeq and is a predicted model, not a curated record. NCBI's taxonomy places the organism in Eukaryota, Metazoa, Chordata, Mammalia, Artiodactyla, Cervidae. The transcript is spliced from 4 exons.